Auxenochlorella protothecoides is the source of this 270-nucleotide messenger RNA. RefSeq lists its product as hypothetical. The record is from RefSeq and is a predicted model, not a curated record. NCBI's taxonomy places the organism in Eukaryota, Viridiplantae, Chlorophyta, Trebouxiophyceae, Chlorellales, Chlorellaceae. The coding region runs from base 1 to 270 and encodes 89 amino acids. The transcript has a single exon.
AUGGAACGGCUUCCGGGACAUUCCCAAGAAGAAGAAGGAGAAGAAGGAGAAGAAGGAGAAGAAGAAGGGGCAGCAGCAGCAGCAGCAGCAGCAGCAGCCCGUGCUGGAUGCGCUGCGUACGACCACGGACGACGUCGUAGCCGUCCUCUCCGAGUUCCGCACCGUCGGCGACCUCUUCGCCACCUUCCACGCCAUCCGCAUGGUGGAGGAGUUCGAGCGGCGGAAGCAGGCUGGCCGGGCGGAUGCGGAUGCGGCGCUGCAGCUGCUUGA